Messenger RNA from Fonsecaea monophora, 1095 nucleotides. RefSeq lists its product as hypothetical. The coding region runs from base 1 to 1095 and encodes 364 amino acids. Lineage: Eukaryota; Fungi; Ascomycota; Eurotiomycetes; Chaetothyriales; Herpotrichiellaceae. The record is from RefSeq and is a predicted model, not a curated record. The transcript is spliced from 2 exons.
AUGCAUACCUUCGUUUCCAUAGUUGGCCUCCUGUUUCUGUUGACACUCAUCUCAGCAGGUCCCAUUCACAGGCCUGAUAAUGUAAUACGUCGUGUGGACCAGCCACAGAAACGCUAUGUGGUGAACAAGCUCUCGGUGACUCGUGGACCCCUGAAGAGACGACAAGCUCCUACAGAUCCGGUGAACCAACAGGCUGCAUCGCAAACCACGCCGAGUAUCAACCCAUUUGCUGCCCCGACAGGGAGUGGAAAGGAAAACGGAGCGGUCCCUGCUGUUGGGGUGGGAGGCGACAAUACGAGUCUGAUCAGCUUGCUGACGCAAACCACAAUCGCAUUGGCUACUCAGGCAGCGGCGCCGAGCGAGACGGUAACUGCUGCAGCCGAGAGCUCUGCCGCUGAACAGACGGCUGUCACAGAGGGCUCUACACCGAGUGGACCGGAGGCGGUUGGGUCCGGAACAGCCAUUCAACCCAAUGCGGCGCAGACUGCGGCACAGGAAGCACCGACCUCGACGGUCACGGUACAAGCCCAAACGACCAUCGUGGAGACCGUUCUUGUGACAGCCCAAGUCACUGCGGCCACUUCAACCACCUCGUCAGAUGCCGUGGCAGAAGCAUCUCCGUCGUCAGAUGCAGGGGCUGGAGACCAAGGAGAACAACAGCCUGCGGGGUCUGUGACGACCGUGUUUGUCACUGCUAGUCCAACCUUUACUGGUCCUACUGCUGGGUACACGACGCUUACGCCGGACUCGAACGGCAAUGCCGCAAGCACCGCCACCGCUCAAGAGCCGGCGCCAGCAAGCACCACACCUCCCAGUUCCCUGGGCGCCGUUCAACCCGCGGCCGACACAGCUACACUGCCGUCAUCGUCUUUGCCAGCACCAGCUUCUGAAGCCACACCCACGUCGAGCGUGGACUCGGGCGCGGUGACUGCGUCUUCAGCAACAGCACCAUCAGCAACACCCGCUGCUGCAACCACGACUUCGACGACGGACGGCCUGGCCGUGAUUCCAGUGACGCCCGACGCGACGCCGGCACAGGCGCAGGCGACGGUGACGGAGACGGUGACCAUGACCAUGACGGUUACUGCGCGGUGA